Hymenoscyphus albidus is the source of this 456-nucleotide messenger RNA. Lineage: Eukaryota; Fungi; Ascomycota; Leotiomycetes; Helotiales; Helotiaceae. The record is from the annotation of a GenBank genome assembly.
AUGCAGUACUCAUCAGCAGUCCUAAUCGUGGCUUUUGCUGCCACUAAUGUCUUCGCACACGAUGUUCUUGACUCAAUCAAGGGUGCCAACCAAGUCGAGAUGCCAGGUCUUUCCCGUAGGUGAUCAAUGACAUUCCCAUCUGAGCUUUACUAACACAUUGCAGUUGUUGAUGGGACUCCACGUGAUUGUGCCACUCCAGGCUGUGGAUCCGAGGUCGAUCCCUCCAUCCUUAGAGACAGAGAGAUGGGCACCGCAAAGGCAUCCGCAGUUGGCCGAAACGCAAAGGGCCCAGUCGAACCAGCCAAGAUGAUCGCUCUUUUCAUGGGAGGUGAUGCCAACAGCACCGCAGCUGUCGCUGCCCGUGAGCUCCACGAGGCUAUGAUGCAAAGACGUUCCCUCGGUGUUCGACAAGCCAACGGUGGUGUCAAGACACCAAAGGGUACCAAGGAGACCUGA